AUGAGUAUGCUUUCUGUUGUAUUUUUUUCGCGGAUCCAUCAUGGAAUUGGAAUUCUCAAUAAGGCUGUACAUGGAAAGCCGAACUUGUUCGAUAGUAUGGUGCAGACCAAAUUAACUGAGUUCAUUAGCCCUCAAAUCCAGGCCUUUAACAAGCUGCUGAACAUUAUCGGCAGAUAUGUACGUGAUGAGUACGUGUUCAUCAUCGACUCGGUUGAUCAUCUACAGCCGAAGACGCUAGAAUGGAUACCGGAGAUAAUUCCCCAGAACGUUAAAUUCAUCUUCUCCCUCGAGGGAGAUUCAACGACGGCGGAGCACCUUUCCACGCGCUCGGAUACUCUUUUCCUUCGAAUGUCUGAACUUUCCGGUCCUGAGAAGGCUGCGGCUAUCCGUUGUUACUUUGCACAGUACGGCAAAGUUCUCAAUGAGAGCGGUAUCUCCAGCCAGGUUUGUGUGUGUGUGUGUGCGUGUGUGCAUAUUCCAGCGUUCGCGUCGCAUAUCCCCAAACACCUUUUUAGGAAAACGCUUCAUUGGAUCUUAUCCAUAAUACGCCCUCACAAAUAG
Messenger RNA from Dibothriocephalus latus, 561 nucleotides. The record is from the annotation of a GenBank genome assembly. Lineage: Eukaryota; Metazoa; Platyhelminthes; Cestoda; Diphyllobothriidea; Diphyllobothriidae.